This is a messenger RNA of Rotaria socialis, 1440 nucleotides long. Lineage: Eukaryota; Metazoa; Rotifera; Eurotatoria; Philodinida; Philodinidae. The record is from the annotation of a GenBank genome assembly.
AUGACAAGAUUAUUACUAGUAACUAUUCUUCUGUCACUAUUAAAUAUCAUUGAUUGCCGUUAUGCAGAAUGGGAAGAAAUAAAACCGUAUUGUGCUGCUCGUCCAAAUCCUCAAUGCUGCACUAGUCGUGAUGAUGAUUGUUUUAUGCCCUACUAUGAUUCUCGUUGCUAUUGCGAUUCAUUUUGUUUUCGUGGCAUCGACAAUCAUGAUUGUUGUCCAGAUCAUGACGCUGUGUGUGAAGGUAAAGUCCCUGAAUUGCCAACAACUCCACGUACAAUAGAAGAAUCACGUGGUGCAUGUUAUGAUUCAGCAACUGGUCGACAAUAUUCAUUAGGUGAAUCAUUUUUAAGCGAUUGUAAUUUAUGUCGAUGUAUUACACUUGGCUAUCAAACAACAUUAUCAUGCGAAGAAGAUCUUUGUGUUAAUAGUCCAGAUCUUUUAUCGUAUGUUAGCAAGCAACAGCCUUAUAUUGGUUGGACAGGAACAACCUAUGAUAAGUUCAAUGGUGUUAAAGUUAAAGAUGCAUUAAAAAAUUAUCUUGGCACAAUACCAGAUCGUAGUCUACGCAAUAUGGUUGAUAAUGCACCUGAUGAUCCAAAUGAGUAUUAUCGUAUGGAUGACGUUGACUCAUUUGAUGCACGAACACAUUCAAAUUUUGCCGGUAAAAUUCUUGGUAUCCGUGAUCAAGGUAAAUGUGGUAUCUCAUGGGCACUUUCAACUGUUGAUGUUGCCUCUGAUCGUCUCGCACUCGUUCAAAAUAUUCACCGACGAAACGAACCAUUAAGUGUACAAAAUGUUUUAUCAUGUACAGAUCGCGAAGCUAAAGAUAAUUGUGAUGGUGGCCGUGUCGCAUACGCUUGGGGCUUUAUAAAAGAUCGUGGUGUUGUUACAGAAGGUUGUUACCCAUAUGAAAGUGGUACAAUAGGUAAUAUAACUGAAUGUCAACUUCAUUUAAGCGAUAGUGAAUUACAAAGUAUUGCACAACAUCGUAAAUUAUCAAAUAUUCGGUGUCCAUCACGAGCUAGCGGUGAACACUUCAAUUUUGGUCCCGCUUAUCGCGUUCGUGAUGAAGCACGUUCAAUUAAAUAUGAAAUACAUUUUCGUGGACCUGUACAAGCAACAAUGCGUGUUACACCUGAAUUCUUCUUAUAUAAAUCUGGUGUUUAUCGUUGCGGUGGUUCAAGUUAUGAUCGUCAAAAUCCACGUUAUGCUAAUUUGGCUGCUUACCAUUCAAUUCGUUUACUUGGUUGGGGCACAAGUAUCGAUCCACGUACACAACAACAAGAAAGCUAUUGGAUCGCAGCUAAUUCAUGGGGUACAGGAUGGGGUGAAAAUGGUUACUUUCAUAUUCGUUUUGGCGAAUGUGAAAUCGAAGAAACAAUCAUUGCAACAUAUGGUAAAUCAACUGAGGUUUUUAAGCAAAAGAAUAAACGUCAAUAA